AUGGCGCCUCCAUUACAGACCACCAGAGCAGCGGCUCAGAUUGACUACGUAGACAGUGGCAUCAGGGAGAUGAGCGGAGUGCUCGAGCUGCAGGCGAUGCUGUUAUCAGAGCUCGCGCGACAAGAAAACGAAACGAAGGGGUUGUGUGAAAUCAAGCGCUCCUCGCAGAUUCGGGAUCUCGAGAGAUUCAAGGUCGACACAUUUGAAGCAGUUGUGGAAAUGUGGUUUAAGCACUGGAACGAGAUCAAGCUCCCCCAAAGUAUGAAGCAAGCGCGGGUCAGCGAAAUCGAAGAGGACAUUGAGAGGCAGAAAUCGAGCCAUUUCCGUGGAAGAGCAAAGGUGCCACUUGAGUUCCUCUACUUCCCGGAGGAGCACAGUCCCCGUGAUCUCAAUCGAGAGUCUGUAGAAAAAUUGAUGGGUAAAUACCGUGAUGAAGGAGUGAAGCGACUACAGCACGAUCAUCAGAUACCUGCAGUUAUCGGGAGCGACGAUCUCUCGAAAGCUGUCAGCCUUUCCGGUCUGUCGACUAUCCAACUUCUGAACAGCUCCCAGGACAAGCCGCCCCUCUUGACGUUUCCCAAAGGCUUCCGCCUUAUAUGCCUCCAUGGCAAGCACCGCCUCGAGGCUGCUAAGCUUUCGGGCUGUCUACAAGGCCAGGACAGGUGGUGGACAGUCACGCUGUACUCAGAAGGUCUGAGCACGCAGGCCAGAAGGUCGUUUGUCGAAGGCUACUCGAGCAAUCAAGAGUUCUCCGACGGGUUGAUAUUCCGCAAGCUAGUUGAGUACGAGACUGCAGACAACUACUCCAGGCAGCACUGGUGGUCAUGCCUGACGCACAGCAAAAAGGACAUUCUAGGCCGGAUCUUCGCGCACAAGGAGUACAAUGCUGCGCUGCGCAAGUUAAUACGGCUUCCUGCGCUCUUGGAAGACCUCAACAUUACUGUCUGGCACAAGAUCAUCGCGACGCGGAGCGACGAGGAAUUCUUGCACUACAUUUCUCGUAUACUCGCUACGUUCGACCGCAUCUGCGGCAGGCAAAGACGCUUAUGGGUCGCGCUUGACAGGGAAACCGUGGCGCGUGUGCGGUCCAGAUGUCCUGGCGCAUCGCUCAAUGACUUGAAGUACCUGGAAUGGCUAGUGCACGAAAGAAGUAUUUUUCCCACGGUUGACGAUGCCACCCGGCUAGAGAUCUGGGCAAGGCUGCGCGAGGUCAAGCACCUGAUCCCUACUCUAGGAAGCCUCCAGCAAGACUUCAAAUACAUAAGUGGCCCUGCUAUGGCGGUCCGCAGAUUGCUGAGUCCCGCAAAAAGUAGAAGAACGGGCCGGAGGACUUUGCGCAAUCUCGCAGAAUCGGCAUUUCUAAUAACGCGAAGCCAUGGCAAAGUUACCAUACAGAUUACGGACGACUCGACACAAGAGAUAGCCGGAGAUGCGGAUGCUCAGUUUGAGAUUGGCUUUCAGCAACUCUAUCUGUUCGCCGCAAGAGAAUCAUGGAGCCUAGUCAACGACCGUCCACGCAAAGAGCGGACGAGGAGAACACCUCCCGAGAGGUCUCCAGACCCUAUUGUUUGGCACAGCUUCGCCCAACUUGCCCACACUCUAGGGUUCGAAUCGUCAGAGAUUCAGCGACUAAGACAGAUGGACCCUUUCGAAGAGAAAGCCCGGCAGGUGCUUCUGGACAAGCAAGGAUGGCACUGCGAAGAUGCACGUGUACAACGGCUCUUGACGGAUGCGGCAACGCUAUAUCGUACAAAGAAUCACAACCCAUCAGCCCUGCGACACGAGCCGCAGAUGCUCGCCAAUGGGUCUGGCGAGCCUGUCAAUAGACGCCAAGGCCGGUGCUAUGAGAACGCAUACGAUCGAGACAAACAACACAUGUUCCUCAAGACUCUCUCUCAGCCCAUCGAUGGCCGCGCGGACUCAGUGACUUCGCUCUUCGUUCGAAGAUCAGUUCAUUAUGCUUUCUUCCCGUCCUGCGGGAUUGAGAGAGGAGCACCCGUUGUGCCUGAACCAAACGAGGGCACUGAAGAUAGCAGGACCGGAGAGCAGAACGAUGACAUCGAUAUGCCAGACGCUGCAGCGAUAAGCGGUAGCAGCGCAAGAGGAGACGAUCUUGACGCCUCCCCUAACCCUGAUGCAGGUUUGACAGAGACUUCACAAGAGGACGGUCCUUCCACACAUCGAGGGGUGAUAGACGAUCUGGUACCAACACCAGGCACCGCAAGCAUGGGUGCAAUGAAGAAGAGUCUGGUGAGAAAGCGCUCUGCUUCGUCUAGUCUUCCUGCAGGACUUCCGCCCCCCGAAACUUCAUCGGCCUUGCAGCUCGUCCAUGUCGACGACGACCACGACGACUCAGACUGGUCGAGAAAGCGACCUCGCACUAUUUAUGAUCUGGACACUGUCAACGGUCAAGGCGGUGAGCGCGCGAGCGGCGUCGAACUCGAGAGCAGCGGCGAGAACCAGAUGGUCGUUGGAUCUCCAAGCAUAUCGGCCACCUCUGGCAGGAGCACGCGGGAAGAUGCGCGGACUGAAAGCUCAAGUUCCACAAAAGUCACUAUCUGGACAAACUUCGAGGGUGGGGAAUACAAGGAGCUCGAGGGCGUCAAAUGCAACACUAAUGAGGCAGUCAUGGUAGUGCUUCAAGGGUUGGAAGCACAGUGCAAAUGCUUCCCUUCGACGAACACAGGAAGAGGAAUUGGGCAUGAUGAAUGCUAUGAAUUUGCAACAAGCUUGGGGGGCGCUAAUCGCGUGUAUGUCACGAAGCAUGAGGAGCUGUGA
This is a messenger RNA of Alternaria atra, 2778 nucleotides long. RefSeq lists its product as uncharacterized. The transcript has 4 exons. NCBI's taxonomy places the organism in Eukaryota, Fungi, Ascomycota, Dothideomycetes, Pleosporales, Pleosporaceae. Bases 1 to 2778 code for a protein of 925 amino acids. The record is from RefSeq and is a predicted model, not a curated record.